AGAUGGGUGACUGGAGCUUCUUGGGGAACAUUUUAGAACAGGUGAAUGAGCAAUCCACCGUCAUUGGGAGGGUUUGGCUCACAGUACUCUUCAUCUUUCGAAUCCUGAUCCUGGGAACAGCUGCCGAAUUAGUCUGGGGAGAUGAACAGUCAGACUUUGUGUGCAACACCCAACAGCCCGGUUGUGAGAAUGUCUGUUAUGAUGAAGCCUUCCCCAUUUCCCACAUCCGUCUCUGGGUCCUUCAGAUCAUCUUUGUCUCCACACCUUCACUCGUGUACUUUGGGCACGCUGUGCAUCAUGCACGAAUGAAGGAGAAGAAGAAAGAGAGGGAGGAAGCUGAGAGACGUCGGCUAGGUGAGGUGGAGAACGAGAGGCUGAACUUAGCUCCAGUCCAAAUGAGGGGGGGCAAGAAGUUCCCACUGGAAGGAACGUUAUUGAGAACCUAUGUCUGCCACAUCAUUUUCAAAACCCUCUUUGAGGUUGGGUUCAUUGUAGGCCAGUACUUCCUGUAUGGGUUCCGAAUUCUGCCCCUCUACCGCUGUGGCCGGUGGCCCUGUCCCAACCUUGUGGACUGCUUUGUAUCCAGACCCACUGAGAAGACAGUCUUCAUUAUGUUUAUGCUGGCGGUGGCCUCAUUAUCUCUCUUCCUCAACCUCGUGGAGAUCAGUCAUUUGCUCAUGAAAAGGGUGCAGCUGGCUUUCUGGAAGCCAGAGGAGCCACCACUGGGGGAGAUCUCAGACAAACCCCUACAUUCCCUCGCAGUGACUUCCAUUCAGAAGGUCAAGGGCUACAAGCUGCUGGAGGAGGAAAAGCCAGUGUCCCACUAUUUCCCCCUAACCGAAGUGGGGAUUGAAGCUAGCCACCUUCCAUCCUCCUUCAAUGACUUCAACGAGAAGAUUGGUAUGGGGCCUCUAGAAGAACUAUCCAGGGCCUUUGAUGAGCGGUUACCAUCCUAUGCCCAAACAAAAGAGCAGGAAGACAGCAGGGAAGCAGGAGGUGAGCAAGAAGAGGAAAAAGAGAUGCUGAAAAGAGAUGGGCAAGGAGAGGUGAAGGGGUUGGAAGAGCGGGAGCCGUCAGCACCUGCUGAACUGGCAGCUGAUAUGAGACCCCUCAGCAGGCUUAGUAAAGCCAGCAGCCGGGCCAGGUCAGAUGAUUUGACUGUAUGAGGGUGUGGGCUGUGCGAAACAACUGCCAAAAACAAGAAAAAAAAGAGAACAAAAACCACUCCCCGAAACAAAACAAAAAAGAAAGAAAUCCCCAAGUCCUUGAAUGUUUUUAAGCAAAGUCCUAAAAUGGUCACUUGAAAAUUAUUUCCUAUUGAGACUCUCAAUUGGAAAGGUGCUGUCAUGGUAACUGUGUCCUACUUGUCAUGUAAGUCCCAGCUUGCUACCUACAGUAGCUUUACUAUGCAUGGCACUGAAGCGUUUUAAAACCCCAAAUAAGAGGAAAAGCAAAAUGUCUCCAUUGUCAGCGUACUUGCCGAGAGUUGUGUCCCACAUUUCACGAGGAUGUGGGGAGCCUGUCUCUUUAGCUAAAUACUGUAGUAGCUCAAUCCACAGCUCUCUUUCUGUGUUCCUUAUUUUGUUUAAGCAAGUGGCCUACUGACCUUGGCCUUCCCUUCACUGCUGGCGUAUAAUUGUACCUGUUUAAUUCUCAGAAAUGGAUCCUGGGUUCAGUAUCAUAAAACUAAGAUAUCAGAAUAUUGUCCCACAAAAGGGAAGAGAGGUCAAAAAUGCCCCUCAUUUCUUUGUGAGUGCAAGUUUGGGCUACUUAAAAAGAUCUUUCUAGCAGCACCUACAAGCAUUUGUGUUCUUUAAGUGACAUUGGUGGCUAGAAAGGUUUAGCUCCCUAUUAGAAUUUAAUAGAGGCCUACAAAUGGGUUAUUUGUUCCCAAUAGAGUUGUCUGGCCACAAGUCUGUAUCAAAUAGGAGAAAAGAAUAAAUUAAAGUGGUAUUUGUUGUUUAGUGUUGUGACCCGAGGUCUCGAAAUUGAUGCAGAAAAGGAGUUCUGUGAAGGCCUUUGAAAGUAAAUGAACAACCACAGCUUAAAGAGCAUGACACAAAAGGUAAGACACCCAGUCCUGCAUUUGUGGCUUGAUCCUGAAAAGUGCUUAGUUCCUGCAACUCCCAGAGGGUUAUGGGC
Molecule: messenger RNA, 2142 nt
Organism: Alligator mississippiensis (American alligator)
Lineage: Eukaryota; Metazoa; Chordata; Crocodylia; Alligatoridae
Gene: GJA8
Product: gap junction protein alpha 8
Exons: 1
Coding region: 3-1166 (387 amino acids)
Biological process (GO): cell communication
Cellular component (GO): connexin complex
Source: RefSeq, a predicted model, not a curated record